Pecten maximus is the source of this 3127-nucleotide messenger RNA. Its product is annotated as nuclear pore complex protein Nup93-like. Lineage: Eukaryota; Metazoa; Mollusca; Bivalvia; Pectinida; Pectinidae. The record is from RefSeq and is a predicted model, not a curated record. Gene Ontology annotation, cellular component: nuclear pore. Bases 89 to 2566 code for a protein of 825 amino acids. Gene Ontology annotation, biological process: poly(A)+ mRNA export from nucleus; protein import into nucleus. The transcript has 24 exons. Gene Ontology annotation, molecular function: structural constituent of nuclear pore.
UAACUCAUUUUUCAACGCACAUGCGCAGAUGCAGAUUUCACUGGCGGCCAGUUUGCAUGCUUUCGGUUUUGAGUUGUAGCCAGCCAAUAUGAUGGUUGAAGAUGGAAACGACUUUGGAGACCUGCAGCAGCAGGCUGAACAGCUCACAGCAGAGAUGGAGAGUGGAACAGAUUUGCCCCGAGUGUCGCGUAACCUCACACAGAUCCUGGAGGCUGGACAGCGUCUUCUGUCUAAAGUUGCACCCAUCAGCCAAGAUUCUACAGACGUCAAAGCCUCCAUCUUGCUGGGAACAAAGGGCUAUGACGUCCCUAGGAUAGCCCAGAAGUUGGAAGGCCUGAGUGCAGCGAAGUCUUUUGAGCCUUUGGAGCCAAUAAGAGAUACAGAUAUAGAGAGCUUCUUGAGAAAUGAAAGAGAGAAUGCUCUCCUAGCAGUCAUUGAACAGACCAGGAAAAAUACAUUUGAGGAGACUGAGAAGAGACACUGGGAGUGUAUGGAGAGUGAAUGGGAACGGGAGAAACAGAAGAUUCUAAACUCAUUGAGAGGUCUCGGGCAGGAUACACUUGACUUCCAACCAGAGUCUGAGAGUUUCCUAGCUGAUCCUGUCAACAUGCAGGGCCGUAGUAGCCUGGACAACAUAGAGGCAGCAUACGCAAGACAGGUGUUUCAGUACAAUGAACAGAUUGUACAGGGAAGUGUGAGACCUUGUCUAGUGGAUAUGUUCCUGGACGUGGCAAAAAAACUGGACGACAAGCAUGUGGUAGAUUUAUGGGAGAUGGUGAAAUAUAUGGUGGAGGUUCCACUGGUGUCCACGAGUAGUAUUGGUCAGACACGCUCUGACUACAGGACCCACAUGGCUUUUGUUGACAAGGCACGGGACUACCUCGAGUCGCAAUACACAAAGUACAUCACCACCACCAUAUAUGGUAACCUCCAGCAGGCUCAGUUAGGUGGAAUCCCAGGCACCUACAACCUAGUCCGCAGCUUCCUCAACGUCAAACCCCCCAGCUUCAGAGGACUAGAAGACGAAACAGUUGACGGUCAUCCUACCUGGGCGAUGGUUUACUACUGUCUGCGAUGUGGAGAUCUUCAAGCAGCACAGCAAGUUGUUGACAAGGCAGCGCACAAUGUUGGAGAUUUCACAUCAUUUCUACAGGAAUACAUAGCCAGUGAAGAUCACAGAUUAAGUUCCAGUACAGAAACAAAGAUACAUCUACACUACAGACGCAUAGUAAAGAAUGGAACUGACCCUUUCAAACGGGCUGUGUACUGUGUGAUAGGCCGAUGUGACUACGAGGAGAAUCACUCGGACAUUGCUGACAAGAUAGAUGAUUACCUUUGGAUAAAGUUGUCACAAAUACAGCUUGACCCUGAUCCUGUCAGCCAGGACCAAUUUACUCUACAGAAACUACAGACUAUGUUGUACGAGGACUUUGGGGAGAGCUACUUCAACGGAUACCAGCAGCCGUACCUGUAUUUCCAGGUGUUGAUCCUGACAGCCCAGUUUGAGGCAGCCAUUGAGUUUAUGUCCCGUAUUGACAAGCUUCUAUGUCACUCUGUUCAUGUUGCCCUGGUUCUGUACGAGUUAAAGAUGUUGAUGUUAUCUUCUUCAAAUCAAUCUCAACUCUUAACCAAGGAAGCAACAGACGAACAGCCAAUGAGACGAUUGAAUUUUGUAAGACUCAUCACUAUGUACACACGGAAGUUUGAGGCAACAGACAGUAGAGAGGCACUGCAGUAUUUCUACUUCCUCAGGGACUUGAGAAGCGCGCAGGGAGAGAAUUUAUUUAUGUCGUGUGUGAGUGAGCUUGUACUGGAGACACGGGAAUUUGAGAUGUUGCUUGGGAAGAUUGAACGUGACGGGACACGACGGCCUGGAGCCAUAGAUAAAUUCCAUGGUGAUACCCAGAAGAUCAUAGAACUGGUGGCUAAAGAUACUGAAAGUAAAGGCCUAUUUGAGGAUGCUGUGAGACUCUAUGAUCUGGCUAAGAAACAUGAUAAGGUACUGGAGAUAUUAAAUAAACUGAUCAGCCAGGUGGUCUCCCAGUCAAACUCGCCUCAGUCAUCACGGGACCGUCUACGAAACAUGGCUGUUGGUAUGGCUGAGAGGUACAGGUCCGAGGGGGUGGAAGGGAAUCGAUCAAAUACAAGCACAUUCUUCCUGCUUCUUGACCUCCUCACAUUCUUUGACUUCUACCAUGCUGGCAACAUGGAUGAGGGUCUCUCUGUGAUGAAACAAUUGCAGUUACUUCCCCUUACAGCAGAUGUAGUGGAGCAAAAAGUGAACUCGUUCAGACAUUAUACAGAUGAGGUGCGGAGGUGUUUACCAGAUAUUUUAUUAGCUACAAUGAACAUUUUACAUAACCAGUACAAAAACGCCAAAAACACUGCUCCACAGAGUCCGAUUUCAGGUCGAGGGUCACGGGCAGGCGAUGGUGGAAAAGAAACUUUCUUGAAUUUCCUGAGAAGCCAGGCUCGAGCCCUGAUCAUGUUUGCCGGUAUGCUGCCCUACAGACUUCCAGGUGAUACAAACGCAAGACUCGUCCAAAUUGAAGUCCUUAUGAACUGAUCUAAAUUGCGUUUAAGUGACCAAGAGGUUGUUUGGUGCAAUGAUAUGCCCUUUUACACCACCAGAAAUGGUUUGAGCAAAGGAUGCUGUAAAAAGCAUAUCAAUUACAGAUAAUUCACAGAAUUUUUGAAGUACAAAAUUAAAACAUCAAGAUGAUGUCUUGUGAUUGGUCGAAAUUAAUGUUUGUGUUAGAUAACUUAUCUGAACAGCAAAUAUUUUUAUAUGACAAUUUGUUUAGAAUUUGUUUGUUUUGGGAUAAAAAUGAAUUUUUUAAAUCACUUCGGUCAUGCAGAGUGAUAUUAAAAAGUGUUAUGUGUUUCUUUAGAGACUAAUAUGAAGUUAAUUAUAAGACUUGUUCAGUGUUAAUGGUCUUGAUACAUGUUACAAGAGUUUGAUAAUAAAUAACACAUGUAAAAGACUAAUAUUUCAGACAGAUAACAAUUAGCGUCAAAGCCUCUUUGAACAAGUGGUCGAUAGUUAUGUUCAUUUACAUACAGCAAGAUGUCCAAUCAUGGGUGUCGUAUAUUAAUUUUAUUUCCAAGUAUGAGAAAAAAGAUGAGU